AUGUAUGUUAAGAUCGAGACGUCAAGAUUAGACUAUUUUCGAAGCAAACAACAACAUAUUCGAUCUGAGUUAUAUCAAGGUAUUGUUGAUACCAUUACACUUGGGGAAACUAACGCUUCUAAUGUUGGAAAACGGAUUAUUCUGCCUUCGUCAUUUAUUGGGGGUCCAAGAGACAUGCGAAAAAGAUAUAUGGAAGCAAUGGCUUUAGUUCAGCGUUAUGGUAAACCAGACAUUUUUUUAACAUUGACAUGCAAUCCAAAUUGGCAAGAAAUUUCAAAUGAAUUACGCCUACAUGAGGAGAGUCAAAAUCGGCCUGAUUUAGUUGCUCGGGUCUUUCGUGCAAAAUUAGAAGAAUUAAAGGAUCGAUUAUUCAAGCAACAGAUAUUUGGAAAAGUUUCAGCAUAUGUUUAUGUUAUUGAGCACCAAAAAAGAGGCCUUCCACAUGCUCAUUUUCUAAUUAUAUUACAAAGAGAUUGGAAACUCUAUGUGCCUGAAUCUUUUGAUGACAUUGUAUCGGCAGAAAUACCUGAUAAAAAUACGAAUUUGCACUUGCAUAACGCCGUUGUCAAGCAUAUGAUGCAUGGACCAUGUGGAGUGUUGAAUCCAACAAAUGUUUGCAUGAAAAAAAAUGGUUAUUGCAAAAGCCAUUAUCCAAAAAAUUUUGCAUCAAGUACGACUGUUGGAAAUGAUUGCUUCCCAAUAUAUAGGCGUUCUGACAAUGGAAUAACUGUCAAAGUGAGAGGUCAUAAUUUGGAUAACCGUUGGGUCGUUCCAUAUAAUCCGUAUUUGCUUGCAACAUUUGACUGUCACAUUAACGUCGAGAUUUGUUCUACUAUAACAGCAGUCAAAUAUCUUUAUAAGUACAUUUACAAAGGGCAUGAUCGUGUUGCUUUCAAUUUGGUUUCUGAACAAAAUAAUCAACAAAUUGAUGAAAUCCAACAAUUCCAAUCAGCCCGAUGGAUUGCUCCGCCUGAAGCUAUGUGGAGAAUAUAUGGCUUUGUUGUUAAUGAAAUGUACCCAGCAGUGUAUAGCUUACAUUUACAUCUUGAGGAUCAACACCAAGUAACUUUUCGAGCAAAUGAAGACUUAAUCAAUGUUCUCAACUCUGAUCGGUCUGCAAAAUCGAUGUUAACAGAAUUCUUUGCAUUAAAUCGAGUGGAUGAGAAUGCCAGGACAUUGUUGUACAAAGAAUUUCCAGAAUUCUAUGUUUGGAGCCAACAAUACAAAGAGUGGACUUGUCGAAAAAAGAAAACUGUUAUAGGUCGAAUUAUUACAGCAAAUCCAUUUGAAGGUGAGAGGUAUUAUCUGCGGAUAUUGCUAAAUCAUGUAAGAGGACCUUUGUCAUUUGAAGAUCUUAGGACAGUUGAUGGUGUUGUGGCUCCAACUUUUCGUGAGGCAGCAACUAUGCAUGGUUUGCUACAGAGAGACAGUGGUUUAGAAGAUUGUUUACAUGAAGCAUCUCUAUAUCAAAUGCCGUCCAGUUUGAGACGGCUAUUUGCAACUAUAUUGGUUUAUUGUAAUCCAACCAAUCCGAGAGAGCUUUGGGAACGUUUUGAGCAAGAUAUGUCAAUUGAUUUUAGGUCAACUGAAGAUUCUAUGUUGACUGUAAGAAUGCAAGUUUUGCGCUCAAUCUCUUUUACACUUGAAUCAAUGGGGAAACACAUUAAUUCAUUUCAUCUUCUUGAUGACGACAUUUGUUUUGAUGAAGACCAAUUCGAAUCUAGGGAAAUCGAUGAUGAAUUGGCUGUUGAAAUUCCAGAAGAAGAUAAUGCUGCAUCAGAAAUCCUUAAUAGUGAACAGCGACAUGUCUAUAAUUCAAUUUUGGAAAAUGUUUUUUCAAACAAAACUGCUACAUUCUUUGUUGAUGGCCCUGGUGGGACAGGGAAGACAUUCCUGUACAAGGCACUUCUCGCUGCAGUAAGAUCAAGAAAAUUAGUGGCACUUGCAACUGCUUCAUCUGGUGUUGCUGCAUCUAUCCUUCCUGGAGGUCGAACAGCACACUCGCGCUUUAAGAUUCCAUUAGAUACUGAUGAACAUAGCAUGUGUUGUGUCAGUAAACAAAGUGCCAUUGCAAAGCUACUACGUGUAGCAAGGUUAAUUAUAUGGGAUGAGGCCCCUAUGUCAAGAAAACAACACAUCGAAGCUUUAGAUAAAAUGUUACGAGACAUUAAUGAUUCAGAGUUAACAUUCGGUGGAAAAGUUGUCGUUUUUGGUGGAGAUUUUCGCCAGGUUUUACCUGUGGUUCGUAAAGGAACAAGACAAGAACAUGUUGACGCCAGUUUGGUUUCUUCUUAUUUGUGGCCUACAUUGAUCAAACUUCGUUUAACUGAAAAUAUGAGAGCAAGAUUGGAUCCAGUUUUUUCAGAAUAUGUGUUAGAAUUAGGCAACGGAAUGCCACCAAUCACAAUUGACGAAACUGUAAAAAUUCCUAAUGGCAUGCUUGUUCCCUAUGAAGAUGACUGUACUUCUUUGGAUCAUUUAAUAGAUGUUGUUUUCCAAGAUAUUCAUGAAUAUUCAAUAAAUAUUUCAGCUAUGAUGAAUCGGGCCAUAUUAACACCAAAGAACAGUUAUGUUGAUGAAAUAAAUACAUUACUGAUUCAUAGGUUUCCUGGUGAGCUUAGGCGAUAUUAUAGCUUUGAUGAAGCAAUAGAUGCAUCUGAACAAUCAGUUAUGGAGGAUUUUUUAAAUACUCUAACCCCAAAUGGACUUCCUCCUCAUGAAUUGUUACUAAAGAUAAACUGUCCCAUCAUGUUGCUUAGAAACAUUAACCCUUCAGAAGGACUAUGCAACGGAACACGUCUAAUUUGUCGGGCUUUUGAUCGAAAUGUAAUUGAUGCAGAAAUCGCAGUUGGGCACCAUAGCGGAAAAAGAGUCUUUAUUCCAAGGAUCCCAUUCUUGCCAAAUCUUGAUGAAAAUAGUGGUUUCCCAUUCAAAAGAACUCAGUUCCCUAUCAGAUUAAGUUUUGCAAUGAUUAUAAAUAAGUCACAAGGGCAAACAUUGGAUUUUGUUGGGAUAUAUUUACCUCAACCUGUUUUCUCACAUGGUCAAUUAUAUGUGGCUUUAUCAAGGGCUAAGACUGCAUCUACAGUAAGGGUUUUAAUACGGCCGGUGUCGACUGAUCGAUCAGAAAAGAACUUUUUAAAGAUGCGGACGGUUUAUACAUCGAUAAAAGAUAUCACUCCAAGUACAAGGAAUUGGAAAAUCAAAAUGAUCGUGGCAGACAAGUCACCCAAACGAACAGGCCAACGCUCACCAGUGAAGUACCAAAGCCUAACGUUGAUUGAUCCAGAGGGAAAUCGAGUACAAGCAACAAUGUUUGAUAAAGAUAUAGACUCGCGAGAUGAUACUUUACAUAUUUUCCGGUCAUAUUACAUCAGUAAUGCAUAUGUAAGGCCACUGGAUCCGAAGUAUAGAAUUGAAACACAUGAAUAUCAAUGGAUCUUAAAUUCCAAAACGAUAAUUGAGGAAGUUCCAAAGGAUGAAGAACAAUUGGAGGCACCAAAGUACCAACUCAUUCCGUUCAAUGAAUUAGACGCUUACAAAGACUCAAUUGCAGAAAUAGAUGUUUUAGCUGUUGCAAUCAAUAUCAAGCCAUGUAGAGAGAUAACUUCAGUACAUGGACCAACAACUAUUCAGGAAAUAUAUGUCAUUGAUCAAAGCUUAAACCUCAUAUGUUUAACUAUGUGGGGUCAAUUUGUGCAAGAUGAAUGCAAAAAAAUCUCAGAAAUAAUUGGGACAAAGCCAGUUAUACUUGGAACAAGAAUAAGAGUUGGUUCUUAUAAUGGAUUGUCUCUUUCAUCACGUCCGAAAAGUAAAUUUAUGAUCAAUCCUGUUCUUCCUGAGGCAACUUCAUUGCAAGAGUGUUGUCGAGCAUAUGUUCAACUCGACGAUGGUACAGGAAGACUAUCUGCUGUUAUGUUUGGUGAAGUUGUAGAGGAAGCAUUCGGUUGUUCGGCAGUUGAGUUGAUGAAGCAUACUGGUGAUGAACAUUUGCCUUAUAUAGAAAAUCUUGUAGCACAAGUUUCACAGAAAGAGUGGAUGAUUGAACUUUUAGUAGAUCCCAAUCGACUCAACCAACAACAGCACAAGAAUUUCAAUGUCAUUUCUAUUGAUGCAGUACAAGAAGACACAAAAUGA
This is a messenger RNA of Juglans regia (Persian walnut), 4137 nucleotides long. RefSeq lists its product as uncharacterized. Bases 1 to 4137 code for a protein of 1378 amino acids. NCBI's taxonomy places the organism in Eukaryota, Viridiplantae, Streptophyta, Magnoliopsida, Fagales, Juglandaceae. Gene Ontology annotation, molecular function: DNA helicase activity. The record is from RefSeq and is a predicted model, not a curated record. Gene Ontology annotation, biological process: telomere maintenance; DNA repair. The transcript has 8 exons.